UUGCCUCCUCUGACUCUCUUUAGCAUCCCUGCAAUCAACAGCACUGCAGCUACAUAUGGAGACCAAAACAACACGAAUGGCUCCACGUGUGCCCAUUAUGACAAUGAAUGGCAAUUCACUGUUAUCCCAGUGUACAUCCUGAUGGUCAGUGUGCUGGGACUCGUGUUGAAUGCGUUUGUCCUGAUGGUUUUCUGCCUUCAUAAGAAGGCCUGCACCGUGGCUGAGAUCUACUUGAGCAACAUGGCUGCUGCUGACUUUAUCCUCAUGGCUUUUUUGCCCUUCUGGGCUUUGAACGCAGCCAAUAAAUUCAACUGGACUUUACCUCAUUCCCUGUGUACACUGGUCCCCCUUUCCAUCAACAUAAAUGCCUACAGCAGCAUCUACUUCCUGGUUCUGAUUAGCAUCGAUCGUUAUGUGGCACUGGUACUCCCGAUGUCCAACAAGAGAAUGCGCAGGCCAAAAUAUGCCAAACUUUGCUGUGCUCUGGUGUGGGGCUUCGGUUUACUCCUGAGUGUUCCCACUCUCGUCUACAGGAAAGCAGAAUAUAAACUUGAGAGUAAUACUACUGUAUGCUUUCUGGAUUACACAAAUGAAACACGGCUUGUGUUUGAUGUGCUACUGAUGAUGUUGGGCUUCAUCAUCCCCAUUUGUAUUAUUUCCUACUGCACUCUCAAGAUUAUUCAAGCUCUGAAAAACCGGAUAACUGAAGGAUUACACAGCCUGAAGAAGGAGCAGAAGGCCACCACUCUGGUGCUGGCGGUCCUCCUGGCAUUCAUGAUCUGCUGGGUGCCAUUUUAUCUGGUAAAGAUGCUAGCAUUGUUAAUGGAUUUUGAUGUCCUGAGAGGGUGUAGCAUCGGGACCAUCGUGCCAUUGUGCAGGCAAAUUUUCAUGAACUUGGCCUUCUUCAACAGUGUUCUUAACCCCAUCCUCUACGUCAUUGUAGGGAAGAACUUCCGGGCAAAAGUUAGGGAAGUUUUCAACAAAUCAAGGAUUCACACGACAACGACCCUCAACACCAACUCCGCACGCUCAAGACUGAUGAUAAGUGUUAAAACUCAUGAUGUAUUGAGCUGACUUGCAGAAUGGUGAAAUCCAAAUUUCUUUCAUUGGCUUGGCGAAUCUGACCCACUGCCACUAUAUGGCUGUGUUUUAUCUGCAGAAUAACCAGCCAUAGGCUUUCAGCUUAACAAAAAAGUAUUGGAUUGAGUAUU
Molecule: messenger RNA, 1211 nt
Organism: Centropristis striata (black sea bass)
Lineage: Eukaryota; Metazoa; Chordata; Actinopteri; Perciformes; Serranidae
Product: B2 bradykinin receptor-like
Exons: 1
Biological process (GO): neutrophil chemotaxis; immune response; G protein-coupled receptor signaling pathway
Cellular component (GO): membrane
Molecular function (GO): bradykinin receptor activity
Source: RefSeq, a predicted model, not a curated record